Molecule: messenger RNA, 1794 nt
Organism: Trichoderma gamsii
Lineage: Eukaryota; Fungi; Ascomycota; Sordariomycetes; Hypocreales; Hypocreaceae
Exons: 3
Coding region: 1-1794 (597 amino acids)
Molecular function (GO): flavin adenine dinucleotide binding; oxidoreductase activity, acting on CH-OH group of donors
Source: RefSeq, a predicted model, not a curated record
AUGCAAACAGUCUCCAUAGACGACUUCACCCGCCAGUCCUUCGAUUUCAUUGUCGUUGGUGGUGGAACCGCCGGUCUUGCCGUUGCAUCCCGGCUAGCUCAGGAUGGCAAGUUCACUGUUGGAGUGCUUGAAGCUGGAGGGGUAGCAAACGGGCGCGAUGAGGUUGAUAUUCCCGGCUUCUUUGGAAGAGCCUUGCAAACCGACAUUGACUGGAAAUUUGAAACGACACCACCAGGCGCUGAGGGAGGCGUCAAAGACAACUGGCCUCGGGGCAAGGCACUUGGCGGAUCCAGCGCCAUCAACUAUAUGGGCUGGACGAGAGCAGGCAGAGCGGACUAUGAUGCUUGGGCGCAGCUAGGCAAUGCCGGAUGGGGGUGGGAUGACUUGCUGCCCUUUUUCAAAAAGUCAGAAACCUUCCAUCCACCAAGCUCUUCUGCACAAGACAAGUUUGAUAUCGGAUAUGACAUCAAUACCUUUGGCACUUCGGGACCCAUUCACAUCUCUUAUGCCGAAGACUACUCGCAGGCCCAUCAACCAUGGCUCAAGGGGCUCAACUCGCUGGGCGUGGAAACAAACCCAGCUCAUUUUUCAGGCUCAAAUGCUGGACUGUGGGCAAAUAUAUCCAGCGUCAACCCGCGCACAAAAACUCGAAGUUUUGCAACCGAGUAUUGCUCAUUGGCUGGCUCCAAUCUCUGCAUUCUGACUGAAGCGCUAGUUGAAGAGAUUGUUCUUGGCAAAGCUGAUGGCGGAUAUGUGGCCUCUGGAGUUCGAUUUAUUCACAAUGGUCAGGAGCAUACCGUAUCAGCAUCUCGCGAAGUCAUAUUGUCUGCUGGUACUAUCAAAUCUCCGCAGUUGUUAGAGCUUUCGGGCGUUGGAAAUCCCGAGGUAUUGUCUCGAGCUGGGAUUGACGUCAAAGUGGACAGUCCCAUGGUGGGAGAAAACCUGCAGGAACACAAAGCCCUCGUUUUCAUCGUGGAUGUUGACCCAGAACUUGACAAUCCGGAUGAGCUGAUACUCGAUGCUGAGAGAGCGGCCGCAGUUCGUGAACAGUAUUCUCGAGACAAAUCCGGUCCUCUUGGUGAAAUUGCCAGCUCCUAUGCGAUGGUUCCAUUCACGACAACCAUACAACAGGAUGCUCUGGAAAAGAUAUAUUCUCAAGCUCACGCUUUGACAGAGCUGUCUCCGGCGAAGAAGGCUAUUUUGGAGCAGCGCCUCAGAGACCCCGACAACAUUGGUCUGGUGGAGUACUUCUUCAAACUUGGAGCUGGUGCUUUUGGAGGAAAGGAUAGCAGCCACGGCAUACUUGCUCAAAUUCUGCAGCAGCCUUUCGCCGCCGGCUCGAUCCACGUACAGGCCAAGUCCGCUGCAAAGGAGGAUCCUGUGAUUGAGAUUGGCUAUUACCAUGGCCCGGCUGGCGAUGUCGAUCUAGAACUGAUGCUGCAGUCGACGCGGUUUGCACGCAACAUCAUGCUGGCUCCGCCUUUCAACAGCGUCGUGAGGCAGCCAUUUCUCCCACCCGCCAGCGUGUUUGACGACGACGAUCAGCUAAAGCAGCUUGUCUUGAACGGCACCCGCGCGGCGCUGCAUGCUGUCGGGACGUGCUCCAUGGGCGGCGACGCAGGCAUUUCAGGAGGCGUCGUGAAUGAGCGGCUGCAAGUUUACGGCGUCCAGCGCCUGCGAGUUGUGGACGCGAGCAUCAUGCCGCUGCAAAUCAGCGCGCAUAUCCAGGCAACGGUGUAUGCCAUUGCGGAGAAGGCGGCGCAUAUGAUUCUCGAAGACGCGGCUGUGCAGUGA